AUGGCCUCCGGAGCAAGACAUUGGGAACAAGAUAAAGAGGCCACAGUCUACAUCGGGAACCUCGAUGAGCGAGUCACAGACAGCCUGGUGUGGGAGCUGAUGCUCCAAGCCGGCCGGAUAGUCAAUGUACAUCUCCCCAAGGACCGAGUAUCCCAGACGCACCAAGGCUACGGCUUCGUCGAGUUCAUCUCUGAAGAAGACGCAGAUUAUGCCGCCAAGAUCAUGAACCAGGUCCGCCUGUACGGGAAGCCGAUCCGCGUCAACAAGGCGUCUGCCGACAAGCAGAAGAGCGUGGAAGUCGGCGCGGAGCUGUUCAUCGGCAACUUAGAUCCGAUGGUCGACGAGCGCACGCUCCUGGAGACGUUCAGCCGCUUCGGCACCCUCGUGGCGCCGCCGAAGGUCGCGCGCGAUGAUGCCGGCCUGUCGCGCGGGUUCGGCUUUGUGUCCUUCGCGAACUUCGAAGCCUCCGACGACGCGGUGACGAACAUGCACGGGCAGUACCUCAUGAACAAGGAGAUCACCGUGCAGUACGCCUACAAGAAAGACGGCAAAGGCGGCCGCCACGGCGACGAGGCCGAGCGGAUGCUCGCCACCCAGGCGCGCGUGCACAACGUCGAGAUCCCCGUCCAGCCGCUCCAAGUCCAACCGCAGAUGUUCGCGCCUCCGCCAACGGCAGCGGCGCCGACGAUGGGCGGACCGGGCAUGGUCCCCAACGGCGCUCCUCCCGGCUUCCCUGCACCAGGCGGCUACCACCAAGCGCCGCCUCAUGCACAGAACCGAAUGCCACAAAUGGCGAAUCCGCUCCCGCCACCGCCGUCAGGUCUCCCUGCCCGACCGCCGCCAUCGCAGGCGGGGUAUGGAGGACCGACGGGGUUCAUGCCGCCGGGGUUCAACGCACCGCCGCAGAGCGGGUUCGCUCCUGGAGCGCCGCCGAUGGCUCCGCCGCCGGGAUUCGCGCCUCCGGGAUUUGCUCCGCCAGGUCAGGGGGGCCCGCCCGGGAUGCCGCCUGGAUUUCCGCCUCCGGGCUACGCACAACGCUGA
Molecule: messenger RNA, 1041 nt
Organism: Eremomyces bilateralis CBS 781.70
Lineage: Eukaryota; Fungi; Ascomycota; Dothideomycetes; Eremomycetales; Eremomycetaceae
Product: RNA-binding domain-containing protein
Exons: 2
Coding region: 1-1041 (346 amino acids)
Biological process (GO): positive regulation of mRNA splicing, via spliceosome
Cellular component (GO): U12-type spliceosomal complex; nucleolus
Molecular function (GO): RNA binding
Source: RefSeq, a predicted model, not a curated record